AUGGACCGCUCCAACCGUGGUGAAACUCAAUAUCUUGAGGAUUUAGAAAGGGAUAUCAGUAAUGGAGAAGCACACGAGUUAUCCGUAGUCAAAUACCCAGCCAGCUCCUCUCCGAUGCUCUAUCCAUACGGCGCUUCCAUGAAGCUUUUCCGCUCGGUUCUCACCACAACGGUGCCACGCGAGCUGCAUGACUCAGACAAAUUGUCGACGAUUAGUGUCCACGAGCUUCUACUGCCACACAAGAAGAAUUUUCUCGAGUAUAUCAUAAUUAGGGAUCUCAUUCCCCUUGGUCGCCAUGGUGUCUGUAAGAACGCGGUGGUUCACCAUGGUUCACCAGCUGGGCUCUGCGGAAGAUACGAACAAAAUGAUGUAGAAGCUGACAGUACCCACCUUCUGACGUUGUCAUUCAUUGAAAUAACCGGUAGAGAGGGCGGCUACACAUACGGAAUUGUACGUGAACCUUCCGCCGUCAGCUGCCUAGUAGCUUGGACUCGUCAACGUGCAGCAGAAAUCAACAGGAUAGUUUAUUGUUCUUAA
Necator americanus (New World hookworm) is the source of this 537-nucleotide messenger RNA. RefSeq lists its product as uncharacterized. The record is from RefSeq and is a predicted model, not a curated record. Bases 1 to 537 code for a protein of 178 amino acids. Lineage: Eukaryota; Metazoa; Nematoda; Chromadorea; Rhabditida; Ancylostomatidae. The transcript has 5 exons.